Messenger RNA from Oryzias melastigma (Indian medaka), 3525 nucleotides. RefSeq names its product membrane metallo-endopeptidase-like 1 (gene mmel1). The record is from RefSeq and is a predicted model, not a curated record. The coding region runs from base 168 to 2477 and encodes 769 amino acids. Gene Ontology annotation, cellular component: plasma membrane. NCBI's taxonomy places the organism in Eukaryota, Metazoa, Chordata, Actinopteri, Beloniformes, Adrianichthyidae. The transcript has 25 exons. Gene Ontology annotation, molecular function: metalloendopeptidase activity. Gene Ontology annotation, biological process: protein processing.
ACUGAACAGGAUAAACGUCUCCUUCAGUCGGCAGCGCAGGCUCGUUCCUCCUCACACCAGCUCUGAGCGGAUGCUCAGCAGGGGUGUUUGAGACCUCAGUGGGCUGUGGGGGAGCGGCUCAGGGACUUCAUCCAUCCACCUACACAGAGCCGCCAGUCAGAAGGAAUAUGGGAAAAUCCGAAAGCCAAAUGGAUAUCAUGGAGAAAUCGAGUAAACCCGGAAAACGCCGUUGGACCGUGGCAGAAAUCGGUCUGUCCGUGCUGCUGCUGCUGGCCAGCUGUGCCUUGGCCGGGCUGGUUGUCCUCUACACGUCAGCCGUGAAAGAGCAAUCAAACAGGUCGACCGUAACCAGAGGCUCAACGGGUGAAGGCCAAAUGUUUCGCUCCAGCCUCAACAAUGUGUGCACGACUGCAGACUGUGUCACUGCAGCUGCUCGGCUCCUGCAGAACAUGGAUAAAUCCGUGGAGCCUUGCGAUAAUUUCUAUCGAUAUGCCUGUGGAGGCUGGCUGGAGCGACACGUCAUCCCCGAGACGAGCUCCCGGCACAGUGUCUUCGACAUUCUGAGAGACAAACUGGAGAUUGUGCUCAAAGGUGUUCUUGAAAUGACGAGUGAAGCCGACAGAGAUGCCAUAAAGAAAGCCAAAGUCCUUUACAGCUCCUGCAUGAAUGAAAGCCUUAUUGAGCAGCGUGACUCGCAGCCCCUCAUGAAGCUCAUCGACAGCGUUGGAGGCUGGCCUGUGGCCUCAGAGGACUGGAACACGACAGCAGAAGAAACAUGGAGUCUUGAAAGCACCCUGGCAAUUCUCACUGCUCAUUUCCACAAGAAGGUGAUCCUGGACAUGUACGUGUGGACAGACGACCGGGACUCUCAACGCCACAUCAUCUAUAUUGAUCAACCCGGACUCGGAAUGCCAUCCAGGGAUUAUUAUUUCAAUGAUGGGAACUACAAAAAGGUCCGAGAGGCUUAUCUGCAGUUCAUGGUUUCGAUUGCAAAAAUAACCCGAGACGACAGAAACUUGACGCAGGACGAAGAUCGAGUUUGGGAGGAGAUGAUGCAAGUGCUGGAGCUGGAGACAGACAUCGCCAAUGCUACAUCACCUGCAGAGGAGCGCCAAGACGUCACCGUUCUCUACAACAAAAUGACCAUGAGUGAACUUCAGAGCACAUUCAGUCUUAAUGGCUUCAACUGGACAAAGUUCAUUCAUGGGGUGCUGUCCAGUGUGUCCAUUGACAUCCAACGGGAAGAGGAGGUGGUGGUCUACAGCGCUCCUUACCUUCAGAAGCUGGAUGAAGUUCUCUCCAGACACAGUGUCCGAACUAUGCAGAACUACCUCAUAUGGCAGCUCAUCAUCGACAGAGUCAGCAGCUUGAGCCGCCGCUUCAAAGACGCCAGAGCGCGCUACAGAAAGACUCUGUAUGGAACCACGGUGGAGGACGCUUGGUGGCGGGAAUGUGUCCGUUACGUCCAGAGCAGCAUGGAGAACGCAGUGGGAGCCCUGUACGUGCGCGAGACGUUUGCAGGGGAAAGUAAACAAAUGGUCAGUAACCUCAUCAGCAAGAUACAACAAGCCUAUGUGGAAACCCUGGAGGAGUUAAACUGGAUGGAUGAUGCGUCAAAGGAGAAGGCAAGAGAAAAGGCCAUGGCCAUGAAGGAGCAUAUUGGCUAUCCGGAUCACAUUCUAGAAGAAGACAACCAGAAGUUGGAUCAAGAAUAUGCUCAUCUCAAUUUCAGUGAGGAAAACUACUUUGAGAACAUCCUUGAGAACCUCAAGUCUGAAGCUCACAAGAGUUUGAAGAAGCUGAGAGAACCAGUUGAUCCUGAUCUGUGGAUCAUUGGAGCUGCUGUUGUGAAUGCUUUCUACUCACCAAACAGGAACCAGAUUGUGUUUCCUGCAGGAAUCCUGCAGCCGCCUUUCUUCAGCAAACACCAACACCAGGCCCUUAACUUCGGAGGCAUCGGGAUGGUGAUCGGACAUGAGAUCACUCAUGGGUUUGAUGACAAUGGUCGUAAUUUUGACAAAGACGGUAAUAUGCUGAACUGGUGGAGUAAUUACUCUGCGGAGCACUUUAAAGAGCAGUCACAGUGCAUGGUGCAGCAAUACGGCAACUUCAACUGGAAGCUGGCAGGUGGACAAAAUGUCAGUGGAAUCAGUACGCUAGGGGAGAAUAUCGCCGACAACGGAGGGGUUCGUCAAGCUUAUAAGGCUUAUCUGAAGUGGAUGGAAAUGGAGGGGGAAGAGCCCCGUCUGCCUGGCCUAGACAUGGAUCACAAACAACUUUUCUUCCUUAACUUUGCCCAGGUGUGGUGUGGUGCCUAUCGGCCUGAGUAUGCCAGCCAGUCUAUCAAAACCGAUUCUCAUAGUCCUUUAGAGUACAGGGUGCUUGGAUCCCUCCAGAAUUUCGAAGCUUUUUCGGAAGCUUUUCAGUGCCAGAAAGGCAGCCAGAUGAACCCUGAGCUCAAGUGCCGUGUGUGGUAGAGCUGCUCCAAGUUUCUGACCGCGGUAAUGAGAGGAGAAUCAAAGCAGAGCGGAUCUCUUAGGGGAAGAGGUGGACGUUGACUGAAGGGAGCUUUCAAGUGCAGCAGAACAACAGCCGGUUUGAAUGACGGCUGUCACAUUCGGGAUGCCUUGGUAAAACUGAACACGACUGUUAGGUCUCAGUUGAGGCUGUUGAAGUGAAUGUGUACAUUGAAACUAUAUAAUAUGUCUGUUAAUCUUCAUCUUUUGGCAAAUACUGUUGUGAAAAAGAAAAAAAAUGGGGUGGUUCUGCUUUUUUAUUUAGAGUGAGAUGCUGUGCUACAAGAUAAAUGUUUGAUAUUUGGGAAAUAUACUUGAUAAAAAGCGUUUUAGUGUAAAAAUUAAGACACGAUCAGGCAUUUGUUUGAUAAAAUUCCAAAAUUAAUUCCAAAAUUCUUUGCAAAAAACUAUUGAUGCUCACUAGAUUAGCAAGUAAAGACCACAAUGCAUUGUGGUCGAACAAUUUCGAACCGUGUUUAAGUUAAAUUUUUGAAUAAACCAUCCACAUAUUCACCGUCAGAACACAGUGGAAUCAUAAAUAAAUAAAUAAAUAUAGACUCUUCUCAGGUGAGUUGCUCCCGGCUCAUAUGGUUUAGAACGACAAAGCUGACAGCUGAACGCUUUUAAAGCGAUUUUACAUAAAUAAUAAAGGGUAACCUAACCAAUUAUAACUGAAAUUUGUACAAUAUUUAUUGUAUAAAUGUCCUACCUGGUCGUAUUCGUUUCCUCCUCUUAGAUCGUUUACAAAUCAGAGCACAAAUGUCAGUAAUCCUUCCUCAGUGCAGCUGCUGCUGCUCAACUGCUUCCCCAAAUUCCUCUGGAUAAUAUUAAACAAGUCGUUGUCUCAGUUAGACGAAGGUUACAAGUAGUAACUUCACUGAAUAAUUGAUUAUGAAGGUAAUUGUGAUUUUUUUCUUUUAAUCUGUGCUGAUGCUAAUGCUAAUGCUAGCAUUAGCUUUGUGUUUGAGAUGUGAAGUUUCAGAAGAUCUUUUCUCACCAGUUAAAAGUU